Messenger RNA from Octopus sinensis (East Asian common octopus), 3216 nucleotides. RefSeq names its product protocadherin beta-15-like. The coding region runs from base 512 to 3145 and encodes 877 amino acids. Gene Ontology annotation, biological process: homophilic cell-cell adhesion. Lineage: Eukaryota; Metazoa; Mollusca; Cephalopoda; Octopoda; Octopodidae. The record is from RefSeq and is a predicted model, not a curated record. Gene Ontology annotation, molecular function: calcium ion binding. The transcript is spliced from 4 exons. Gene Ontology annotation, cellular component: plasma membrane.
UUACACACACAUUAACAACAUCAGCCAUAUUUUGUUAAUAUAACCUCUCUGUUCUAAGGAUUUCUAUGUCAGUCUCUCUCCACAUCAGACAUGUUGGUGUUAUAUAGACUUAUCAUGGCUGACUGUUAGUGGAGCUGAUAGUGUGUGUUCUCUCACUACUCUGUCUUUGUGUGUGAGAGGCAACAUCUAGUCUGAGAGAGGCUGUAGUAAGCAUCACCCAUCCUACUCCUCCUCCUCCCUUUCACACACACUCACACACACACACACACUAAACACCACACAUCCACAAAGGAAGACUGAGAGGGAACUGCUGGUUCCCACUGACUCACCACCAACACUAUUCCAUCAACAUGAAGCCAUUGUCACACCAUAGCAGCAGUGACACAGACAACCAUUAACAACAGAACAUUGGGACCAAGUCACAGUUUAUACAACAAAGGAUUUUACACAAUGAAGAUUGAUAUUUGAAGUCAUCUCUCCACUGGAUAUUAUAUUAAUACCAAGACCAGACAUGUUGUUGUAUCUGUGUGUUUUGCUGACUUUCUUCCACUGUUAUGCAAGUGAAGAUAUCACAUACCAUGUUAAAGAAGAGAAUAUUCCUCAUACCUAUGUAGGGGACAUUGCUACUGACUUACAGAAAUCAGACAGCUCCUUCUUAAAGAAUAAGGAUUUAAUUACAUUUAGUCAACUGCAACAAAAGGGAGAACAGUUGUUCAAUGUGACGAGAACAGGUAAACUGUACACUGUUGAGACAUUGGAUGCUGAGUCUGUGUGUAGUUAUGAGAAAGAAUGUUUUGAAAUCGUUAAAGUUGCUGUUCACAAAUCCAAGACAUUUAUGAAGAUCUUAAAGAUUAAAGUCAUAAUAGAAGACAUCAAUGACCACCAACCUGAAUUUCCUGAGAAAGAAAUUACUAUACUUUUCAGAGAAGGUGAUGGUAAAGGUAUGAAGAAGGCUAUACCUAAUGCUGUUGAUAAAGAUGUUGGAUAUCAAAACAGAUUAAUUAGAUAUAAAUUAGAAGAUGGUUUUGAUCAUUUUUCUUUAUCUCAAUCAAAGUUAGCUGAUGAAAUAUCGACAUUAGGAAUAAUUUUAGAAGAGAAAUUAGACAGAGAACAGAAGGACAGUUACAAUAUUGAGGUCAUUGCUAAAGAUGGGGGAACUCCACCAAAAGAAUCUAUUUUAAAGGUUAAAAUAUCUGUGGAAGAUGAAAAUGAUAAUGCACCACAAUUUUCCCAAAGUAUCUACAAUGUCUCUAUUGAACAUAAACAUAAAAAGAAUAUUCCAGUAGUCACAUUAUCUGCCAGUGAUUUAGAUAUUGGCAGGAAUGGUAAAAUAUCUUUCUAUUUAAGUCAGAAAACUGAUGUGAAGAUGAGAAAAUAUUUUCACUUGAAUGAAAAUACAGGAGUGUUAUAUUUAGCUAAAUCAAUAGAGUUUGGAAAAGAAGAGAAUUUUAAAUUAUAUGUGGAAGCCAGGGAUAAUGGUAUUUCCCCUCUCAGUUCUCUGGCAAUCAUUCAAAUAAAUGUCAUCAAUGAACACAACAAUCCUCCAAAUAUUGAUGUGAACUUUAUUUCUACACAGAAUCACAACACAGCUACCAUUCUGGAAGACAUCAAAGUUGGUAGUUUCAUUGCUUAUGUGAUGGUCACUGACAAUGAUGUUGGACACAAUGGAGAGGUGAACUGUCAUAUCAAAGAUGACACAUUCAAACUACAGUCAAUGGGAUCGAAGGAAUAUAAAAUAGUUCUAAAGAAAGCAGUAGACAGAGAGACACAGGAACAUUAUCACUUUACUGUGUCGUGUGAAGAUAAAGGAUUACCUGCUCUGAAAACUGAUAAAGAUCUGUCAAUCCAAGUGUUGGAUGUGAAUGAUGUAGAACCACACUUUACGAAAGACACAUUCAAGUUCCUUACCUAUGAGAAUGACAAAGCUAAUUUCCCUAUUGGCUUUAUCAAUGCUACAGACCCAGAUAUUGGUAAGGGAGGUGAAUUGUCUUAUUCUCUGAGAAAUAAACAGCAAUAUCGUCUGCCAUUCCAGAUUAUCAACUCUGGCUUUAUUUCAACAAACCAGUCUUUAGACAGAGAACACAGAGAUUUCUAUGAGUUUGAGGUUUUUGUGAAAGACAAUGGAAGCCCAUCUCUGAAUAACACAGUGAAUGUUGAAGUGGAAGUAUUGGAUAGAAAUGAUAAUGCUCCAUAUUUUACAUUUCCUAGUGUUGACCAUUUCACUCUUAAUGUCCACUAUCAUCCGCAAAGUAAGAACGACAUCACAGUUCUGAAAGCAUCUGAUAUAGACAGUCACAUGAAUGCUUUUCUCAGGUACGAAAUCGUUUCAGGUAAUGAGAGACAGUUAUUCAAACUGGACUCUUUCACUGGUGUGUUAUCUUACUCUCGCACAGUUUACCAAAAUGAUGCCGGCUCAUAUGAGCUUGAGUUUGUUGUGAAAGACAGUGGUACUCCAGUUCUGUCAGCAACAACUAGUGUGUCUUUGACACUGACUGUUAGUAACAAGACGUCACCAAUGUUCACAGCUGUGCACCUACCAAGUGAUAACACAAUAGAUGCGACAUUGUUGAUUAUCAUUGUAGUAGCAGCUGUGAUUGUAUCUAUAGCUAUUGUGGUUUCUAUAACCCUGUGUAUUGUGAGAUGUAACAAUGUGAGAAAUAGCUCAUCUGAAAGAACAGCAGAAGAGAAACAGGCAUACCAAUGUCGCAAUGAGAUGAGACAGUUGAUCUAUCAAGGUAACAACAGUGUACCUGUGAUGUCAGGUAAUCGAGGAGAGAUGUCAGACAGAUAUGGUCAUUCGAGGAGCCAUUACUAUCCUGAAGAUUGGAAGACAUCGACAAUGAGCAGAUCUCUUCAAAAGUCCACAAAGCAGAAAUACAGUCAACCCAUUGAGGUGACAUCUUAUGGAGACAACAGACCAUCUUCUCACUAUCCCACUGACACAUUGACCAGUCGUAAGAGCAGUGGACAGUGCUGGAGUGAGCGGUCAAGCAGACAGUAUGAAGAAAUACCAGCAAUGUCAGGAAUCUAUGGUGGUGCCCCACCUGAUGUAUCAAGCACCAGUGAGAGAGACCAUUACCAAGACAGAUAUGUGAAACCUCCAGAGAGACAGUUACCUUCAACACCAGAUGUUGUUGUCAGUUAAGUGAGACUGAGAAAGGAACACAACAGAAAUAAUAUCACCUUCAACAUUCACACAACAUUUAAAAGCAACAG